GGAAGUCUAUUGCACGGAAUUGCGAACAGAAGUGCGUCACUCUCCGCGCUGCGCCGUUUCUGGUCUGAAACCCCGCCGCUCGUUUCUGCCCCGAGCCGCUCCGUCAUGGUGAAGAUCGCCUUUAACUCCGCGCUGGCGCAGAAGGCGCUGGUGUCCGAGAAGGACCCAGAGACGGGCUCCGUGUACGGCAGCGAGAGCUCCACAGGCCGCUGCCUGCUCACCCUGCUGGGCCUGGCCUUCAUCUUAUCCGGCCUCAUUGUUGGCGGCGCCUGCGUCUACCGCUACUUCACCCCCAAGAAACUGUACCACGGCUCCAUGCAGUUCACCAAGCUGGACAGUGCUGAUGUGCCCAUGGAUGUAGAGGCAAGAGAGCCUUACUAUUUGCCCCGCAUUGAUGAGGAUGUGGAUAUCCGUGACGACGUGGCUAUCGUUAACGUUCCCGCCCCUCGCUUUGGCGAAGGAGACCCAGCCUACAUUCUGCAUGACUUUAAAAGAAAGAUGACCGCGUACCUGGACCUCACCCUGAGGACGUGUUUCGUGAUCCCUCUCAACACCUCAGUGGUGCUGCCCCCUCAAGACCUCAUGGAUCUGUUUAUGCAGCUCAUGUCCGGCUCUUACAAGUCUUACUUGGUGCAUGAGGAUCUGGUGGUGACCGAACGCGUGGAUGACCUCGGCCCUUUGGGCUACUACAUCUACAACCUGUGUGAGGGCAAAGCCACGUACAAGAUGCAGCGUCGCAGUGAGAUUAUCGGCAUCCAGAAGCGCUCGGUGGAGGAGUGCUUCAAAAUCCACCACUUUGAGAACAAGUUUGUUACCGAAACCAGGAUCUGCCGAGCCUGAGCGAGCAGGAAGUCAGGAGGGGACAGACACGAUGAUGGGAGCGGUCACCUCCCCCUCCCCCACUCCAUUACAGGGGAGGGUGAGGCGAGGCAAGGCGAGGUGAGCUGAGAAAGGGAGGGAUGGCUGAGAGGAAAUGGCCUGUCUUCCAACUCCUGCUGUAGAGCUUAGCUUGGGGUGUUAUUUUGUUUUCCGGAGCGACAGCAGACUUUUCCCUUCUCCCUCUUGGGGCCCAGCGACGUAGAUCUCCUCAGCGUUUUUGUGUAAUUUCUUACUGUUCUGUCGCCACCUGCUACAGCUCCCCCUACAGCCUAAGGGCUGCUAUGACCAUGUUUUCAGUGUGUUGGUUUGGUGAUCCUUCCCUGCGCUGAUCAGCCUUUUUUGUAGAUCAGGGUUUGUGUUCUAUCUUAAAUAUCUUGUGCACCUUGAUGCCCUUUGACCUUGAUUAACGCUUUCUUGGCAGAAGUGAUUAUUAUUAUUAUUACUAAAGCACACGGUGACCAACCUCUGCUCUCACCUGUCCGUUAAGCUCCGUUUCCCUUUCCUGCUCCUAACCACUGCUCAGUGUACAUGUACCCAUGUAAUAUGUAGCUCUCUGAUGGAUAUAAGCUUUUAAAACUCACCCUCUUUGUUUUCGACUGUAUUUGAGUAACUGAACAUAUCACGUCACGCGUGACUCAUAACUUCAGCAUGUCUACUGUACUGUAAUGUAGCAUAUUGGUUAUGGAACCUUAUGUCAGGAAGAGUGUUUUCCUACUGAUUUAUACCCUUCAGAACAGCCAAUGGACACGAGUUCUCAAGAGCCAAAAUGUGGCGUAAUUGUGUUUGGCGAACUGUGAUGUCACUGUGACGGAUUUAGAGACUAAGCGGUUUUCUGGCUGACCAUAUGAGGAAGCAUAUGAAGGUUUCAGCUCAGCAGUGUAAGGGUUUGUUAUUUGGGCCCUACCGGAGCGGUUUCGGCUGCAGAGCGGUCUAGCCUGGCCGUUUCUGUCUCGUUCGCUCCGUCUUUUCUCAUCUCGUCUGGUGAACUCUGGCUUGUGGCUUGCCCGUCACUGGCUGAGUUUUACCCCUGAGCUACUUCCUGCUGCUGAGACCAGUGGUGUGUUAACCAUCACUCGACUGAUCAGCUAAUAUUUGAGAAAGACUUGAUGUUUCGCUCAUCGUCCAGCUACAGGAUGAUGCAAUAAGGUGUAAAAAUAAAAACGAAUAUACCAGCAGCUUUUUCAAUUCUACCCUUUUUUCUUUAUUUUUAUUAUUUUACGUCUAUAUAUUUUAACGUGUGCUGUUGUUUCAAAAGCCCUGAUCACUCUGGGUGCGUGUCGAGCAAGUUGUCAGACUGAGCAGCAGUCAGAACCUUGACUGGCCGCUGGCGCGUGGACAGGCCAUGCUGAAUAUCUGUGCAUGCAGGUCAGUGUAAACGUGCGUUUGCUCAGUAUUGCUGUAAAUAUCCCUGAAUCCGCUGCAGCUGUUACUUCCAGAUGGGUUUUCCAUUGUAACACUCUGUAACUCCAGUGAAUCCCGCAGGGCACAAUAUCUCUUCAUUGUUUUUGGAAUCUUCUGCAUUGUAAAACCAAGUUAAUGAGAAUUUUUGAAAUUUCAGUUUGACUGCUGCUUAAAGAACGACAAUCAAGACUGGAGUGAGUUGCUGUUUUCUGUUGUUUCUGCAGAGAAACAGGCCUGACAGACGCUGGACUGUUUAAAGAACUGCUGUCAUGUUAAACUGCUGACUGAAACUCACUUUGUGCAUCGUCAUAAAUAAAAAUACAUUUCUCUACUUAAA
Messenger RNA from Pygocentrus nattereri (red-bellied piranha), 2617 nucleotides. RefSeq names its product integral membrane protein 2A. Lineage: Eukaryota; Metazoa; Chordata; Actinopteri; Characiformes; Serrasalmidae. Gene Ontology annotation, cellular component: extracellular exosome; Golgi apparatus; plasma membrane. Gene Ontology annotation, biological process: negative regulation of amyloid precursor protein biosynthetic process. The record is from RefSeq and is a predicted model, not a curated record. Gene Ontology annotation, molecular function: amyloid-beta binding. The transcript has 6 exons. Bases 106 to 840 code for a protein of 244 amino acids.